UUCCUUCACUGCAGGUGUGCAGCUGAGCGUGUAGCUUUUACCAAGUCCGCUGGUAUUAAAAAAAAGAAAGAAAGAAAGAGAGAGAGAGUUUGGGCUGCUUUGACAAAUGGGCACAGAGAUUGAUGACAUGGACUGUUAUAUUGAAUAAGGUUUCCGCGAUCAUCUGGGAUAAGAGCUUCCAAGUGACCAUGAUGUACAUAACCAGUACAACAAUCAGUCUCCCGAACCACACAGACAGUUGUGCACCACUUUACAAGGAAGAAAACCCACUUCCACUUGUGGUUCUCUACAGCACAGUCCUCACAUUAGGUCUGCCCGCUAACCUGAUCACAGUCUUCCUCACGUUCCUCGAAGUGUGUCAGAAGAACGUCCUAGGGAUCUACCUCUUCAGCCUGUCAGUGUGUGACCUGAUGUAUCUUGGCACACUUCCACUCUGGGCCAUUUACAUCAACAGAGGUCACCACUGGGAGUGGGGCUCUUUGACCUGUAAGUUCACCGGCUAUGUGUUCUUCAACAACAUGUACAUCAGUAUCUUCUUGAUGUGCUGCGUUUCAGCGGACCGUUUUGUCGCGGUGGUCUACGCCGUGGAGUCUCGUGGUCUGAGAAGGAUGAGGCAUGCUGUGAUCAUCAGCGUUAUGAUUGUGGUGGUCGUUGCUGUGGGACACGUGCCGGUUUUCACCAUGGCAGAGGGAGACUCUGAAAAAAUGGAAGAGAAGCGGUGCUUCGAGCCAAGCCUACCCUCUGUCGUAGUGACGGGCUUCAACUACGCCCGCUUCCUCAUCGGUUUCUUCAUCCCGCUGUGCAUUUUAAUAUUCACCAACUUGGCCAUCAUUUCUAAAGUUCAAGCUAGCACAGGUUUGACGCCACAGGCCAAAAUCAAAAUACGUCACCUGGCCUAUGCUGUCAUCUUGUUCUUUCUGGUCUGCUUCAUGCCGUACCAUGUGAUCCUUUUGACACGUGCCAUCAAUUUCCACUUUUCCAAUGGGAAAUGUGACUUUGAAAGAAGCAUCUACACACCCUAUACAAUCUCUCUGGGUCUCUCUACCAUCAACAGUGUCAUAAACCCUGUUUUCUAUGUGCUUAGCAGCAACAGUGCUCAUACGAGGAUCCACGAAGGCCUGCGAAGGUUACGCAGAAGCUCGAGAUCUCCUUCUUUUGCAUGAUUUCUUUCAUUUUCUAAACUGGGACUUAUUUUCCUUUUUCUGUAGCCUGUACAACACUUAAAUGAAAUAGGAAAUGUUUCUGUUAUACUUGUUUAAUCUUCCAAACAUUUGGAAAGCAUUACAGGAACCAUAUUUUCUAAAUGCAUGUUAUUGUGCUUAUGUAUAUUUCCUUGUAAUUUUUAAUCAAAAUGUCAUUAUCUUCUAGUGAAACCAAUUUUGUGACAUAUGGCGGAUUUAUUCAUAACGCCCCUUUUUACCACUGGUUGACUGAUAUUGUUUUUUUAUUAUUAUUAUUUGGACUGCCGAUAUCUAGGAAAGCAGGGGGGGCGAUAGCAGAUAU
Carassius auratus (goldfish) is the source of this 1503-nucleotide messenger RNA. Its product is annotated as probable G-protein coupled receptor 132. Gene Ontology annotation, molecular function: G protein-coupled receptor activity. Gene Ontology annotation, cellular component: membrane. NCBI's taxonomy places the organism in Eukaryota, Metazoa, Chordata, Actinopteri, Cypriniformes, Cyprinidae. The transcript is spliced from 2 exons. Gene Ontology annotation, biological process: G protein-coupled receptor signaling pathway; G1/S transition of mitotic cell cycle; negative regulation of G2/M transition of mitotic cell cycle. The coding region runs from base 123 to 1163 and encodes 346 amino acids. The record is from RefSeq and is a predicted model, not a curated record.